This is a messenger RNA of Capsicum annuum, 1928 nucleotides long. RefSeq names its product laccase-4. Bases 33 to 1715 code for a protein of 560 amino acids. The record is from RefSeq and is a predicted model, not a curated record. The transcript is spliced from 6 exons. NCBI's taxonomy places the organism in Eukaryota, Viridiplantae, Streptophyta, Magnoliopsida, Solanales, Solanaceae. Gene Ontology annotation, cellular component: apoplast. Gene Ontology annotation, molecular function: copper ion binding; hydroquinone:oxygen oxidoreductase activity. Gene Ontology annotation, biological process: lignin catabolic process.
UAGAGAAAAUUAUAAUAUAAAAGAGAUCAAAUAUGUUGGGCAAAAUAAGGGAAUGGCUGAGAAUUUUGGUGGUGUUGGCUCUCUUGUGGCCUGUGUUAGUACAGUGCACAGGCAAUAUCCGUCAUUAUAAGUUCAAUGUGAUGAUGAGAAAUAUAACAAGAGUAUGCUCAACUAAGCCUACUGUAACAGUGAAUGGCAAAUUUCCUGGUCCAACUAUUUAUGCUAGGGAAGAUGAUACACUACUUAUCAAAGUCGUCAACCAAGUUCACUAUAAUCUCACCGUCCACUGGCAUGGUGUGAAACAAAUCCGAACGUGUUGGUCCGAUGGGCCGGCGUAUAUAGCGCAAUGUCCAAUACAGCCAGGAAAAAGCUAUGUAUACAAUUUUACAGUGACAGAUCAAAGAGGAACACUGUUUUGGCAUGCACACAUACUCUGGCUCAGGGCCACUGUCCAUGGUGCUAUUGUUAUCCUCCCUACGCUUGACUUGCCCUACCCCUUCUCAAAGCCCCAAAAGGAAGUUGUCAUCAUUUUAGGUGAAUGGUGGAAGUCAGAUGUUGAAGCUGUAAUUGAUGAAGCAACACAAUCAGGUUUGCCACCUAAUAUUUCUGAUGCUCACACCAUCAAUGGCCUUCCUGGUCCUGUCUCUACCUGCUUAUCACAAGAAAGAUUCAAUUUCCUCGUUGAGCCGGGCAAGAAAUACCUACUGAGAAUCAUCAAUGCUGCACUGAAUGAAGAACUUUUCUUCAAGAUUGCUGGCCACAACCUCACUGUGGUAGAAGUAGAUGCUGCCUACGUUAAACCCUUUGAAACUGAGACAAUUUUAACAGCUCCAGGACAAACUACAAAUGUCAUACUAUCAGCAAAUCAUAAAAGUGGAAAAUACUUAAUGGUAACAUCACCCUACAUGGAUUCUCCAUUAAUCUUAGUGAACAACAAGACAGCAACUGCAACUUUGCAGUACAUAAGCACAAACGUCUCUUCCACCACAUUCACCGUGCCACCCCAUAGAAACGCCACCUCUAUCGCGAGAAAAUUCAUGGACUCUCUCAGAAGCUUGAAUUCGAAAAAGUAUCCAGCAAAAGUCCCAAUGAAAAUUGAUCAUUCCCUAUUUUUCAUCAUUAGUCUUGGACUCAACCCUUGUGCAUCAUGUUACAAGGGAUUUCGAAUUGUGGCAGCUAUCAAUAAUGUUACAUUUGUUAUGCCAAGUGUGUCACUACUUAAUGCACAUUUUAAUAACAGAAGUGGAGCGUUUACUGAUGAUUUCCCUGGGUUUCCACAAUAUGCCUUUGAUUACACUGGAAUUCCACCAGAAAAUUUGAGGACAAUGGAAGGGACUAAGCUUUAUAGACUUGAAUAUAAUUCUAGUGUCCAAUUAAUAUUGCAAGAUACAGGAUUGUUGAGCCCUGAAAAUCAUCCAAUGCAUUUACAUGGCUUCAAUUUUUUUGUUGUUGGAAGAGGCAAAGGAAAUUUUAAUCCAAAAGUAGACCCUAAAAACUUCAACCUUGUUGAUCCUGUUGAGAGGAACACUAUAAAUGCCCCUUCUGGUGGUUGGGUUGCUAUCAGGUUCCGAGCAAAUAAUCCAGGGGUUUGGUUUUUACAUUGCCAUUUGGAGGUGCACACAACAUGGGGACUUAAGAUGGCAUUUGUGGUGGAUAAUGGAAAUGGCCCAAAUGAAUCUCUUUUACCCCCUCCCAAUGAUCUACCAAAAUGUUAAAAGAUUUCCUAUCAUUUAUGUGUGUAUAUUUUUCAUAGUAAAUUCACUGGUUGAGUUGUUUGAGCAGGCCAAAAGAGCUGCUAUGAGUAAACAGUUUGUUUAUUUAAAAUGAAAAGGUUUCAAAGUCAUAAGGGAUGAGUUUGUAUCAUAUGAACUUAUAUUUUAUGCUAGUGCUUUGUGUGGAUAUGUAAAUUGUAAACUAUUUUUGAGCAA